Branchiostoma floridae (Florida lancelet) is the source of this 4450-nucleotide messenger RNA. Its product is annotated as breast cancer anti-estrogen resistance protein 3 homolog. Gene Ontology annotation, biological process: small GTPase-mediated signal transduction; positive regulation of peptidyl-serine phosphorylation. The transcript is spliced from 10 exons. Gene Ontology annotation, molecular function: phosphotyrosine residue binding; guanyl-nucleotide exchange factor activity. Bases 289 to 2877 code for a protein of 862 amino acids. NCBI's taxonomy places the organism in Eukaryota, Metazoa, Chordata, Leptocardii, Amphioxiformes, Branchiostomatidae. The record is from RefSeq and is a predicted model, not a curated record.
AUGAUAGCUUGCACUUUGUAUGUGAACUGCAAGGCGGCGCUUUUAGACCAUAUUGCUAUCGAUAUCGGUCUGAUGAAUCGAAAUCAUCAGGCGGUUCGGAUCUACGACUUGAUGAAACGGGUGAUGCAGUCUUUGUUGGAGUCACCCUGACUGACCACUGUUUGAAGGGUCAGCUAUUGAGUACACGCUGCGUUUGUGCUGGGCUGGACAAGCGGACUCCCAGCGACCUGGGCUCCAUUGUUCUCACACUGGCUUGCUGUUUAUGCUAGCUUAGAAGACUGGUGGAUCAUGCUAACCACAGACUCCAGCAUGACUUCUUCACCCAGCAUCCCAACAUGGCUGGACUCUCUGGGCCUCAAGCAGUACUCUGAUCUCUUCAGCAACUACAAAGGGGUGGAGUCCCUGCUGGUGCUGUCUGAAGCUGACAUAAAGAACCUGGGCGUGAACAACGGUGGCCACCGGGCCAGCAUCGUGUCCAGCCUCUUUCUCAUCAAGCACCAGAACAGGAGACGCUCCAGAGAUAUUUACAAGAUGCACUCAAGCUCCCUCCCCAGAGCCCUGCCGGCCAAUCAGAACUUCCUCCUGCCGUCACAUGACCUGAAGAUAAGGCGAGCAAAUGGCACCCUGCUGUCCCAGCGCAGGCAGGGUGGGAGUUUGAAAGAAAACUUGAAACCAUCAAAUUGCAGCACUCAGGGAGUUGGUGGCUGGUCCAGCCUGAGAAGAACCAUGGACGCCAGUCCGGAGAAACUGAGAAAGGACCUGGAGGAGGAGCUGAAACUGGACAGUAACGACAUCCGCAGCCACGCCUGGUUCCACGGGAUGAUCCCUCGCACCGUCGCAGAGAACUACGUCACCGGAAACGGCGACUUCCUGAUCCGGGACUGCAUCUCGCAGCCGGGGGAUUUCGUUCUGACGUGCCGCUGCAAGGGACAGGCUCUCCAUUUCAUCAUCAAUAAAGUGGUGCUGCACCCCAACACGACUUACUCCCGGAUACAGUACCAGUUUGAGAAGGAGAGUUUUGACUCCAUUCCCUCCCUAGUCAGGUUCUACGUCGGCAACAGGAAGCCGAUCUCAGAAGGCACAGGUGCAAUCAUCUACCACCCUAUCAACAGAACCUUGCCAUUGAGCUACACAGAUGCCAAGUAUGGCUCAACACAACCAGAACGGCAGUCUCCGGCCCCGGCUAUACUGCGCACUGCCUCUACUCCAAGUCCAAAGGGAAGCUCACACUCCACCCCUACAGGAAGUCCGCACGCUGGUCGGAGAAUCAUCCACGGCAGAUCAGGCAGCCAACCGGUGACUCUGUCCCCAGAACAGCUUCUGUCUGUCAGUGGAAGGAUGACAAAAAAUCCGUCGGAAAGCAACCUUCCAUCAGCAAGGGAUGUUGAGGCUAUAUCUCUGAUUAAGCAGCAAAGUGCUCAUUCGGGAAGCGCUCAGGAUAUUCGGGUGGAAAAACGCAACCUUCAGAGAUGUGGCAGCGAUCCAACUCUUCUCAGCCCUGGUGUGGAGCGACGGAAGUUCUUCCACGGGUCAAACGAAGCAGUCGGGUCAAAACCCCCUCCCAAGCCCAGUAGGACACCUUCAGUUAGACAACAGCAGAGACCAAAAGUUGAAGUGAGAAAUAAAGACAAGGACCAGUCUCCGGAGGAGGAAAUAUAUGUAGCCCAGCAUGACUAUUCUGAACUUGACCCUGCCCCUCCAGUGUCAUGGCAACCAUUGGCCAAGGGUGAAGUUCGGCUGGUUAAGCUGAAUGAUAUUCCAGACUAUGCUAGGUUAAACACUCCAAAAAGGAGCAAAGACAGCAUGGAGGCACGAAAGAGACGGAUCAUGUCCGACACAAGAUUCUCGGUCCUGUCUACAGCAUCUUUAGACAGUCUUGGGGACGAGCUGGAUGCCGAGGAAGAUUCCUUUGAGGAAGUUGUUCCUUCUAUAGUUAUCGAGACAGAGUCUUCCUUUAACCCUGUGGACUUCACCACGUGUUUGUUACCAACAGAGAACAAGCCAUUGGACAACUCGGCAGUGGUGCAGAUCAGGUCCAUGCUGCUAGAUGGCAGCGCUAAGACCAUUGCACAGCACAUGACCCGAGUUGACUGUGAAGUUGCCAGAAUAGUGGAUGUGUCUGAGGAGCAGGCAGCACAGAUGGGCGUGUCGUCAGGCCUGGAGCUGAUGACCCUGCCUCACGGGGAGGUGCUCAGGACAGACCUCAUAGAAAGACACACAUGUAUCUACAUGUGGGUAUCGGUGACCAUCCUGACGUGUACCGGUGGGGAUAAGGAGCGGGCAGGGAUCCUGCACAAGUUCAUCGAGGUGGCCGCAGAGCUGAGGGGCACCAUGGGAAACCUGUUCGGCUUCUCUGCAAUCAUGAAGGCUCUGGAGUCCCCACAUAUCUCUCGUCUGUAUGGCACAUGGGCAGCUCUGAGACAACACUUCACCACCAGCGCUGUCAAGUUUGACUCCAAGCUGAAGCCUGUGCUGAAGACGCUGAACAGCGCCACCAGCACCAUCCCCCUCAGCAACACCUGCUUCCCUCACGUCAUCCCCUUCCUACAGCUCAUGGCGAACGAUGUCAGCGACAUGGAACUGGCGUAUCCCUGGGACAGCACUGACGACUACGGGCUGGACACCGUCCUCGCACACGUGGACGCGAUGCGGAGCGUGGCACAGCAGCCGGGCUUGUAUAAGAUCACGGCGGAGUCGCGACUCCAGGGUCUGAAGGUCGACGACACUCUGCUUGACGUGUUUAGAACGGAGCUGCACAUGAAGCUGCUGUGGGGCAGCAAAGGUGCACUAGCCAAUCAGAAGGACCGUUACAUGAAGUUUGAGAAGGUCUUGAAGGUGAUUUCAGAUCGGGUGGAGCCUCCAGAAACUGAGAUGUAGAACAGUUUUACUGAACUCCUUUGUUUCUGUCAUUAUGUUGCCGUAACUGUAAGAGUUAUGUAAAAAUAAACUUCAAGUGUCACAUGUGUUAUAAUAGCAAAGUCUCUACCAUUUUACAUGUAAAUGUGUUCUUGCCCACUUCAACAUUGAUAUUGUCUAUUGACUCAACUAGUCUUCUGCUCUCUGCCACUUGCCUAUGAAUUUGGACAGUUCAUUCUUCACAACUUCAAAACUGUACAUUGUAGGUAGUGAAGAAAUAUAGAUCUGUUGUGAAAGUUUGUAUACAAAUGUUUGUCCUUAGUGGUUGGCAGCAAAUGCCUGUUAUAGCAAAUUAAGACUAAAAGGUAUAACAAAAAGGCUUAGCUGGUGUAUUCUGUAGCCACUUGCAUGCAAACUUUGUGUGACCUUAGGUAUAAAUCUGUAAGGUACAACAGUUGACAAAAACUCCACAAGGUCUACAUUAUAUGCUCAAAUCUCCUUGCGGAUUUGCCAGGUGGAGACUGGACACAGUAGAUAGUUGUUUGGCUGUUGUGGUUAUUAUUCAGUGGGCCAAGUUCUUUCUCUUCAUGAGCCAGGGACUGCUUACAAAAAUUGCACAAAGGCCUGUAAUGGCAGCCUGUACACAACUCAUAGUAUGCAGUGAAAUAGUUCAUACAGUGUGGCUGUAUUGAUGUAAUGAAGAAGUGCAGAUGGCAAAAGUUAUGUCUGUUUGUAGUUGUGAGUGGUUACAAUCUAUAGCCUUGUGCUGAUUAGUGUUCCACUUCAAGUUUCCCUUAUCCAUUUCUUCAGGGUUUGACAUGAUGUACACUUGAAUAUUGAGAGUUGUAAGGGCUUCUCAAAAUGACAAGAAAAUUAGUUAGGGAACAAAAGGCCAUUUCCUGAAUUGAAGUGAGGUGUGUCAAAGUUAAGGUACUUGUACCUUUCUCUUAAAGUGUUUGGAAGACAUAUACCGAUUCACUAGUUGAUAUUUUGGCUGAAAUAUAAGAAUACUAAAGAGUUCACAGAAAUUAUUUUUUCAAAAUGUUAUGCCCAGUGACUUUUCCUAGAGUUUGAUAUAAAACAUGCCCAGAUCUUAUCCACACACCUGUUCAGUCAACUUUGCUCUACAAUUACUCUAUAGUAUAAUGUAAGGUUCUGUAACUGUUGGUAAGGUAGGAAAAGCUAAAUUAGUUUCAACAUGUUUGUUAACCCUCAGAGGAUGGUUUGAAGUUGUAAGAAUCAAGGUAUUCUAUCUUGCAUGCUAUCUGUGGUGACGCAGCGUGACUAAGGUCUUGUUUUUGUGUAGUGUUUUUAUUUCUUCUAUGUGUACAUAGUAAUGGUGGUUUAACUUGUGCCAAAGAUGCCUCUACAACCGUACAUAGCUUCCUGCAUGCUAGUUUUGUAUGCUUUCUUUUGUGAAGUGUACAUUGCACUAUGUUGGUCUCCUCAUGUAGCCUUGUAUGCAUUAAUUCAUUCUUGUACAUUAUUGAUUUUAAUUUGUAUCAGAUUAUACAUACAUUAUGUGCAAUUUUAUGUAAAUAAUUUCAUAUGUAAUUGCUAAUGAUAUGUCAAAAAUAAAAUGAAUACCGUACUA